This is a messenger RNA of Cuscuta campestris, 2079 nucleotides long. Lineage: Eukaryota; Viridiplantae; Streptophyta; Magnoliopsida; Solanales; Convolvulaceae. The record is from the annotation of a GenBank genome assembly.
AGAUUUCAUCCUCCGGAGAGGAUGGGGAAAGGCAAACGGAGCGCCGCCAUUGUUAUUUCUUCAUCCGACGAUGAAGAAAUGGGCGAUUUCUUCAUCGGCAAGAGUCUCGGCAACUCGAAGCAGAAAUCAAAGUCGGGUAGGUCAGCUUCCGUUCGAAGAACGAACCCUAAGAGAGCUAAGAAAGCCCCUCAUUCUGGUUCGAGUUCGCUCCCGCCUCACUCCAUAAAGUAUAGCGACUUCGAUGAGAUCAAAAGGUUUUGUGAUGAGUUUAAAGAAGGGCUCUCUGAGUUCAAGGUAUCUACUGGUCAUAAUAGCAGUAGUGAUUUGUGGGUUGAUAAAUACAAGCCUUGUUCUCUGGAGGAGCUAGCUGUUCAGAAGAAGAAGGUCGAAGAGGUCAAAAUAUGGUUUGAGGAGAGGCUGAUAAAUAGAAUGGAUAGAUCUUAUAACCACGUUCUUCUGAUUGCUGGCCCUGCUGGAACUGGAAAAUCUGCAAGUGUUCAUGUUAUUGCAUCGCAUCUUGGAGCCACUAUUUGUGAAUGGAAUACUCCUACUCCAACUAUUUGGAAAGAACACUUACAUCAAUCCAACUCAGGCCUACAGUACAUGUCCAAGUUGGAGGAAUUUGAAAGUUUUGCUGAAAGGACAAGAAAGUAUGGGUUAAUCUCCUCCACUGUAACUGGACAAUCAUUGGCCCCAGUUAUACUCUUAAUUGAUGAUCUCCCAGUUGUAAAUGGGAAUGCUACAUAUGAAAGACUCAAGAGGUGCUUGACGCUUCUUGUACAAUCAGUUCGUAUUCCGACAGCCUUGUUGUUCACGGAUCAUGGUAAGGCUGACUCUACUGGAUUCAACAUGCGCUACCCAGAGGAACUCCUCCAGUCUCUUGAAUAUGCUGGUGCUUGUAAGGUUACCUUCAAUCCAAUCACAACCAAUUCUAUGAAGAAAGCUCUUGAAAAAAUCUGCCGAAUGGAACAGGUUAAAGUUAGCGCGGAUUCAGUUGAAGCAAUAGCAAAAGCAAGCGGAGGUGAUAUCAGGAAUGCGAUUACCUCUUUACAGUAUUUCUGCCUGAACCCACAUUCACUGCUUUCUCAACCUUCCUCCAGCUGUUACUCCAUUCCUUCAAAAGAAAGUCGAGAUGAUGCCAAUGCUUCAAAUAACCGAAUUCCUUUGACAUUUGGCAGAGAUGAAACCCUUUCAUUGUUUCAUGCAUUAGGGAAAUUUCUGCACAACAAAAGAGAGAGUGAAGGUACUACUUCAGAUGGAGGUUUAUUUGCUUUAAAUGAGAAAUUCACGCGCUUGCCGCUAAAGAUGGAGGCUCCAGAAGUUGUUCUUUCACAAGCACAUGGCCAAGCAAGACAUAUCACUGAUUUUCUGCACGAGAAUGUCUUAGAUUUUUUAAGCGAAGUAGCCACAGAUGAUGCAUGGGUUGUGUCGUCUUAUUUAAGUGAUGCUGAUUUCCUUCUUGCACCACCCAAUACUAUGCUAGCCUCAAGUUUGCGGUCCGAGAAUCUUCAACACUCAGUUGCUGCUUCAGUUGCUGCAAGGGGUGUGUUAUUUGGUAACAAUCAUCCAUCACCUUCCAGGUGGCAUGCCAUCCGCCGACCAAAAUUGUGGCAGGUCGAGCAAUCUUUGUGGCAAAACAAGUGUCAGAUGUGGAGGGAGAGGGGUUAUUAUUACAGUGACAUUGACAAGCAUGUCAAGCAGUGCAUGCCUAUGCACUCUGUGAUUGCAACUGAGCUUAAACCUGUCCUAAAAUGGCUUGGGCACAGAUUGUGUGGUGAUUUUGGAACCAAUGAUACACACAAAAAACCCGUCAAUGGCAUGUCUUUGGGUGAUGAAAGUGAGGACAUAUCCGAUGACGACGACGACAUUGAAGACUGGUAAUGCUUGAUGACAUUUCUUCCCAGGUUUGAGUUUGUCCAAAUCUGAGUUUUUGUCACAUGUAAAUUGUGUAAAUAGUUAAAAUAUUCUUCCCAUUAUUGGGGUUCCAUUUUUUUUCUUCUUGAUAGGAUGUUGAUGUCCAUCUUUUUCUCUCAUUUACGUGCUGAAUGCUAUUGACCUUCAUAAAAAGAACAGUUAUUC